This is a messenger RNA of Caenorhabditis elegans, 1027 nucleotides long. It is a transcript of the gene str-47, whose product is annotated as Seven TM Receptor. The transcript has 4 exons. Bases 1 to 996 code for a protein of 331 amino acids. Lineage: Eukaryota; Metazoa; Nematoda; Chromadorea; Rhabditida; Rhabditidae. The record is from RefSeq and is marked reviewed.
AUGCCUCAUUUUUAUGAAAUUUCGGAUAGAAUCGCAAAAUGUGGGGUUGCCAGUGUUACAAUUGUCAACACAUUUUUUAUAUUUCUCACUGUAUUUCAUAUCAGGGGAAUUUCUGGAACUUAUAAAACUAUGAUUAUUAUUAUGGCAGUAAUGGGAAUUUUACUUUCCAUUUUGGAGUUGUUGGCUCGUCCAUUUGUGCAUAACUACAACAAAGGGUGGAUAUAUUUCAGUCUGAAUUCUUGGAUGAACGUUCAUGAAGGUUUUCUAAAACUUACAAUGAUAUUCUACUCAAGUUUUUAUAUUGUAAUGUUGUCUCACAUAUCUGUACAGUUUUUAUUCCGUUACCUUGUUUUGGUCAGCCCAAAAACUGCUAAAAAAUUUACGGGAAAGGGUAUAUUAUUUUCGUUAUGUGUUUCAAUAUUUUUUGGAGUUAUUGAUGGUGUAGCGCUUAUGAUUUUUGGAUUAUCAGAUGAAUAUUCAGAUGAGUAUAUGAUGGUGGAAAUGUUGAACAAGUAUGAGUUGGCCAUUAAAGAUUUUCCACGAUUCAUCAUAGUAAUCUAUGGAGCCGACGGUUCACUACGUUAUCGAAAUGUGAUGUACUUAGUGAGUGCUGGAGUUGACGUCGCAAUUCAGUACCUCCUAAUUAUUUUCUGCGGAAUCAAAAUGCAUUUGGUCAUGAACCAAGGAUUCAAAAAUGUUUCAGUAGCGAACAAGAAGAUUCACAAACAAUUUUUGCGUGCUCUUAUAGUACAAACCAUUGUUCCUACUGUUUUGUUUGUUUUCCCUGCAGUCUUUGUGUUGCUGAGCCCAAUAUUAGAUCUGGAAAUGAGUUUUCAGACAGGAUGGAUAUAUGCUCUUAUAAGCAUGUUUCCUUCGAUUGACUCUAUUGGCUUCAUGUAUUUUGUGUCAGAAUAUCGAAAAGUUAUUAAAAAAAUAUACUUGGCAAUGAUUCCCGAAAAGAGAAGUGACCAAUCUGAACUCGACAUCAAUCCGUGAAUUAAAUACUUUUCGAAUGUGCAUAAACAUU